This is a messenger RNA of Erigeron canadensis, 933 nucleotides long. RefSeq lists its product as uncharacterized. NCBI's taxonomy places the organism in Eukaryota, Viridiplantae, Streptophyta, Magnoliopsida, Asterales, Asteraceae. Bases 1 to 933 code for a protein of 310 amino acids. Gene Ontology annotation, molecular function: protein binding. The record is from RefSeq and is a predicted model, not a curated record. The transcript has 2 exons.
AUGGCGGCAAUUAAUUGUGAUACGAUGGAGCAGAUCCUGAUACGAUUGGAUGUGGACGAAGUAAUCAGAUGCAAGGGCGUCUCUAAGUCUUGGUAUUCUUUAAUCUCCACUCCUUAUUUUGCUGAUUCCCAUCUAAAACAUAAUCGUGAAUGUAAUAAUAAUAAUGAUGAUAAAAGGAUGAUUGGGAUAGGCUACGAUUUCGGUUAUCUUAUUGAUAAUUAUUUAUUUAUCAUUGGUUGUGCCAAUGGCCUUGUAUGCGUCUCUCCCCAAGAGUUUGAACUUUUAGUUAUCAAUCCAUGUACUAAACAGACCAUGAAAAUACUUGACCCCCACCCGAACCUCUUCCUGAGAGUGACCAAAGGUGGGAGUUGGUUUGGGGGUUCGGUUACGAUUCAUCCAACAAUGACUACAAGAUUUAUUUCCGGCAUCUUAUGCGAUGGGGCACUUCACUGGCUUAUGACGAGUUGGGAAACCCAAGAGCUAGUCAUCAUCUCUUUUAAUUUAUCUCGAGAGGAAUUUACAAAGACUCUAUCACCACCAGGCGUCCAUAAUAAAGACAUCCAAACUACUUGUUACACCCUGGGGGCCGUAGAAGAAUCUCCAUGCCUUAUACAACAUGAAUGUGUCUCAGAACCCACCAAGAUAUGGGUAUUGACAAGCGACAAUAGUGGAAAACAAUCUUGGGCUUUGUCGCCGGAUAAUUAUGUGAUAAAUUGCGAUGCCGUAUGCUUCAUGAGCGAUGAAGAUCACUCUAUUUUUUAUACACCAUUACCUGGUGUUUCAGUCAACGCUAUUGAAUAUAUGGCUGCCCCUAUAUAUGUGCGGAGUCUUGUAUCUCCCCAUGUUAACUUGGAUUCUAGUUCUAAGUCCGGCUCUAACGACACAACUAUUUCAGUGGAAGAGGAAGCAGCUUGCAAAGAGGAAUGCUCCUAA